AAUAACCCUUCUGCUCCUUCCUAAGUUCUUAUGAUUAGCACACCCCACCCCACUUUUUUUCUUCCACUAUAUUAACCUCUUCAGAAAGAUGAACACCAAACCUUCUCACCAGAAACCAAAAUGGCAACCAGGAGCUGCUCCUUCCUCCAUCACCAGCUCCAUCCUUCCUCCAUGGAGGCCAGCAGCCCAAGAUUUGGCACCAGGAAGGCAGCAGCCCUAAGGUUCAGAGCUGCUUCCUCCCAUGGCUGCAGCAGCAGCAGCAGCUCACCACCACAGCUCUCCUUUGCUGCAACCGCUAGCAAGAAGGUGUUCGAGGACCAGUUGAGAGGGAUUGUGUGCUACAGAGAUGAGAAGGGGGAGCUGGUCUGCGAAGGGUAUGAUGAAGGCCCCAGGCUUGGAAUGAGGUUGCCGGAGAAGGCCUGCUUCCCAUGGCAAGAUGCAGCAUUUGAAAUGCCUGUGGGUGUUCAGAUCACUGAUUUCAUCGAGCUGGCGACGUUCCGGGUCUUCGAAGAUGCUGAUGUUCUUCAGCUCGAGAAUGAUCAGAAGUGGCAGAUCUGAGAAAGAAUUUAUCAAUAAUCAUGUAUUGUAAGAUAGAUACUCGAGAUACUUUUUAUCGAACCGGAGCAAAUCUCUAAGAAUAAUUUCGAGGUCUGAAGUUGAAGGAUACUGAAGAUGCAGUACUGUAAUAGUUAUGUACUAUGUAAUCUGUAUAUAGUUUGGCUAAUUUAUCAGCAGUAGAGCUUUGGUUUUGCCUGCUCA
This is a messenger RNA of Oryza brachyantha (malo sina), 759 nucleotides long. RefSeq lists its product as uncharacterized. The transcript has 3 exons. The record is from RefSeq and is a predicted model, not a curated record. NCBI's taxonomy places the organism in Eukaryota, Viridiplantae, Streptophyta, Magnoliopsida, Poales, Poaceae. Bases 121 to 558 code for a protein of 145 amino acids.